UAAGAUUUUUUAAACCGACUUAAAAUAAAAUAUACAUACUCCAUAAAAAUAGAGGAUGUAAUUAUGACUUUUAUAAUUAUAUUGCUUUAGUUUUUAAAAGAGAGUAUUAUAUAUUAUUCCGAAGAAAACUUAGGAACGUUGUUAAAUCUGCUUUGUUUUAGAACGUAAUAUAUAAUAGCCGCCAUCUUUGAUAUUGAAUAAGUGACAGUUCUUUCUGUGAACACGUUUUUGGGGAAGAACAACAAUGCAGAUAUUCGUCAAAACCCUAACGGGGAAGACCAUCACCCUUGAGGUGGAGGCUUCAGACACCAUCGAAAAUGUGAAGGCUAAGAUCCAAGAUAAAGAAGGUAUCCCUCCGGACCAACAGCGACUCAUCUUCGCCGGCAAGCAGUUGGAAGAUGGCCGUACUCUGUCUGAUUACAAUAUCCAGAAAGAAUCCACUCUUCACUUGGUGCUUAGGCUUAGAGGAGGUACCAUCGAGCCCUCUCUUCGUAACUUGGCAAUGAAGUACAACUGCGAGAAAAUGAUCUGCCGUAAGUGCUAUGCUCGCCUGCACCCCAGAGCUACUAACUGCCGCAAAACUAAGUGUGGACACACUAACAAUCUCCGCCCCAAGAAGAAGAUCAAGGAUUAUUAGACUAUUCAUUUUUUUCCAUUCAUUGCAAUGUUUGUAAUGGCUAAUGCCAACCAACUAAAAUAAAACUUGAAUAUUUAAAA
Messenger RNA from Manduca sexta (tobacco hornworm), 717 nucleotides. RefSeq names its product ubiquitin (gene RpL40). The record is from RefSeq and is a predicted model, not a curated record. The coding region runs from base 245 to 637 and encodes 130 amino acids. The transcript has 3 exons. Gene Ontology annotation, molecular function: structural constituent of ribosome; ubiquitin protein ligase binding; protein tag activity. NCBI's taxonomy places the organism in Eukaryota, Metazoa, Arthropoda, Insecta, Lepidoptera, Sphingidae. Gene Ontology annotation, biological process: modification-dependent protein catabolic process; protein ubiquitination; translation. Gene Ontology annotation, cellular component: ribosome; nucleus; cytoplasm.